This is a messenger RNA of Mesitornis unicolor (brown roatelo), 240 nucleotides long. It is a transcript of the gene CARTPT, whose product is annotated as CART prepropeptide. The transcript has 2 exons. NCBI's taxonomy places the organism in Eukaryota, Metazoa, Chordata, Aves, Mesitornithiformes, Mesitornithidae. Gene Ontology annotation, molecular function: neuropeptide hormone activity. Gene Ontology annotation, biological process: adult feeding behavior; positive regulation of MAPK cascade; cellular response to starvation. Bases 1 to 240 code for a protein of 79 amino acids. The record is from RefSeq and is a predicted model, not a curated record.
AUGGGAAGUGCCUGGCUCUGCAUCCUCUGCCUGGCCGGCUCUGGCCUCAUCCUGUCCAGCACCACAGAGCCGGUACCGGGGCUCCAACGCCCCCAGAGCCUGCCCGGGCAGAGCCAGGAGGAGAUGGAGCUGUGCGAGCCCGGGGAGCCCUGUGCAGUGCGGAGGGGGGCACGGAUUGGGAAGCUCUGCAGCUGCCCCCGCAGCACCACCUGCAAUCUCUUCAUCCUCAAGUGCUCCUGA